Mugil cephalus (flathead mullet) is the source of this 6734-nucleotide messenger RNA. It is a transcript of the gene eif4g3a, whose product is annotated as eukaryotic translation initiation factor 4 gamma, 3a. Gene Ontology annotation, molecular function: protein binding; mRNA binding; translation initiation factor activity. The record is from RefSeq and is a predicted model, not a curated record. Lineage: Eukaryota; Metazoa; Chordata; Actinopteri; Mugiliformes; Mugilidae. Gene Ontology annotation, cellular component: eukaryotic translation initiation factor 4F complex.
AAUUGCCGAAUCAUCUGUCCUGCCCGGACUGCUGGAAGCGGCCACAGCGCCAUGUUGGCGAAGUCUCUCAUCUCUGUGAGAAAAAAAUGAUAGAAAACACACUUGCCGAGAAGAAAAGGUAGAUCGCCGAGGGAGGUCGAAGAUCGCGGCGAUUAUUUCGUUUGAAAGAAACGAACCGAGCCGGAUCCGCAGAGGUUCCGGACGGACGAGGGAGGCUAAACCUCCCACCGUCCCCAUGAAUAGCACCGCUGAUCCGAACGGCGACUUUCCAUGAAAAAAGAGACGUUUGUGUUGCUAUUCGAGCUUCGUUAUCCCAGUCCGUUAAAAGGGAUCUGGGCCCUGCUUCAAGAAUCUGCUACGCUUGCUCUAUGUAUGCAAGCUAGGCGUUGUUUGUAUCAGUAUUUAUUAAGGUGUUGUUUUUAGUUGUUGAUUUUUUUUUUGCGAUGAGUUUGCCACCGAAAGUGGUCCCCAAACCCGCCGCUGUCGCAGUUAGCGGACCCGGAGGUGGACCCUCUCCGUCGAGCCAACUGCGGACUACCCUGACCUCCGUGUCUCUGCCGCCGGGAGCCCCGACAGCUCCUCAGACGGCCGCCGUACCACCGCCUCAAAUCCCUCGGGUUCAGGCUUCACUGGACGACCGAAUCUUCAGCACGCAGCCUGGAGUCGCUGCAGUCUACAGCGUACCCAGGCAUGCUGGCCCUCCUUAUACUGCUCACGACAUCACAAAGGGACACCCUAACCUGGCGGGCACCCCGCCCGGUCAUGCCCACUCCCCAGCGCUCUCUCAGGUAUCAGUACCCACAGCUUCCCCAUAUCGCUACCCUAAGGGCUGGGAGACAGGCGGAGGGUCUCCUUACAACCCGGGGCAAAAUGCUGGCUCCGCUCCUUUAGUGUAUUCUCCCCAGACGCAGCCAAUGAAUGCACAGCCACAGAGUCGCCCGUUUGCUACGGGCCCUCGACCAACCCACCAUCAGGGAGGAUUCAGGCCAAUCCAGUUUUUUCAGAGGACUCAGAUGCAGACUGCGAGGCCCACCAUCCCGACAAACACGCCCUCCAUACGGCCCGGCUCACAGACUCCCACCGCGGCCGUCUACCCCGCUAAUCAACCAAUCAUGAUGACCAUGGCGCCCAUGCCUUUCCCUUCUCCGCAGGCUGCACAGUACUACAUCCCACAGUAUCGCCACAGUACACCCUACGUGGGACCUCCUCAGCAGUAUUCUGUUCAGCCCCCAGGAUCUGGCACCUUCUACCCUGGUCCAGGGCCAGGGGAGUACCCCGCCCCAUAUCAUCCCCUCAGGUACCACCCACCUGUCUCACCGUCUGUCCCCGCGCCCGUUCCUACAGCUGGUCCGCCCUACUACCCGGGACAGACUGUUUACCCCCCCUCACCCCCCAUCAUAGUGCCUACACCACAGCAACCUCUACCAGCCAAGCGUGAGAAGAAAACAAUCCGUAUCCGUGACCCCAAUCAGGGUGGCAGGGAUAUCACGGAGGAGAUCAUGGCAGGAGGUUCAGGGAGCAGGAAUUCAACACCUCCUGUCGGCCCCCCCUCCUCCACCCCGACCCCACCACAGCAGCUGAGCAGCAGCCAGACUCCGGAGCAGCAGCAGCCGCAGCAGCAGCCGCAGCAGCAGCAGCAGCAGUCGCAGUCGCAGCCUCAGCCUCCUCGGCAACAGCAAGCCCAUCCCGGAGGCUACGCGUUCGAGACGCUGCAGCCGCCACAGCCCCAACAGCCACAGCAUCCGCUGACGACCGGGGCUGCAGACACCAAACCAGGGCCAGAUGAUACGCCAAAACUGGAGCCGGUUGUCCAGAAGUCUUCCUCACCCGGGCUCGCGCAGCCCGAAGCUCCCGUGGAGAGACUGGAGGCCAACGCUCCUCUGUCUGAGCCCUCGCCUGCCGUUGAAGCAGAGCUUCCCUUCCCCGCCUCGCUGACCGCCCCCAUCAGUCUCCCGCUCGCAGUGGCCAACACCGGCGAACGUCCCUCGGCGAGGGAGUCCGCCGCUUCAGCCUCUUCUCCCCCUGCCUCCGUUGGGGAGAGCAAACCCUCGUCAGCACCCACGCCCAACUCAGACAAGCCUCUUUCAGACACCCCCAGAACUUUAGUUGCCUCUCCUUCCCCGGCCCCCAAGGCUCUGAACGGCCUCGCGGACUCCGGGCCCGACUUAGACGCCCCGGCUCACGAGCCGCCUCUCCUGCCCUCAGCUGCACUCCAGCCCCAGGCCUCCGCUCCUGCUUUCAGAGAGGCCUCCUCCUCCUCCUCCUCCUCCUCCUCCUCCGAAACCUUGCCCUCUGACGUGAGGCCCGAGGUGCCCAUUGCUGCUGCGCUCUCCUCCAUGGCACCCGUGGCUGUGGUGCCAGUCACCCUGACCUCGAGCCCCGCCCCGGCUCUGCCGGUUAUGCUCCCCCCCGGCCUUCCGCCUCUAGUGCAGGCCACGACAGAGGCCGAAGAGCCCACCAAGUCCUUAGACACUAAAGACCUCGCUCCCAGAGGAGGGACGGAGGCGCACGGUGGCAUUACUGAAAGCAAAACAGAGACCCAGCAACAAGCACUCAGCAGGAAGAGUCCCACUACAGUUAAUCAGACCGCUUCUGCUAUACCAAAGACCUGGAGAAAACCAAAUGAAGGGAUCUCUGCCGGAGAAGCACCUCAGAAGGAGGAGGAGGAUGAACCCAGGCCAGUAGAUGAGCCUGCUGUAGACCAGGCCCUGCCGUCAGCUCCUCUGAGCAGCAGCCCGGCGCUUCUACCGCCGGCCUUCACCUCGACCCCCGCUCCCGCUCCCGCCCCUGCUAGCAUCUCCGAGGCUGACAGAAAAGCCGCCGCCGCCGCCGCCGCUCCGGAGGAAAACGGCGAGGCGGAGCUGGAGCCGAUGAGGAACGGCGCGGGCCACACCUCGGAGACGGAGAGCAGCGACAGUGGAGCCACGCCUGGAGACAAGGAGAACUCGACAGGCGCUCCACAGGACAUUGAAGACUUGGCUGAUGCCAGUGGGAAACGUCAGUAUGACAGGGACUUCCUGUUGGGCUUCCAGUUCAUGCCGGCCUGCGUACAGAAGCCUGAGGGACUCCCACCGAUCAGUGAUGUGGUGCUGGACAAGAUGAACCAAAACAAGUUGCCAUCCCGAGCGGUGGAUUCCAGGGUGAUUUCCAGGGGACCCGAUUUCACACCUGCGUUCGCAGAUUUUGGCAGGCAGAUGACCGGAGGACGAGGCGCCGCGAUGAUGAACAUUGGCGCACGGCGGCCUCCACCCAGGAAGAUCAUCAUGAACGUUUCCGUGAAUGAUGACAUUCAGCUGAAAAAAUCGGAGAACGCCUGGAAGCCCGGCUUGAAGAGAGAGGCCCCUGCGGAGGAUCCGGAGGCGCAGAAAACACAGGAUCUCUUUAGGAAAGUAAGAAGCAUCCUCAACAAGCUGACGCCUCAGAAGUUCAACCAGCUGAUGAAGCAGGUAGCGGACCUGACCAUUGACACGGAGGAGAGGCUCAAAGGCGUCAUCGACCUGGUCUUUGAGAAGGCCAUCGAUGAGCCCAGCUUCUCUGUGGCGUAUGGGAACAUGUGCCGCUGCCUGGCCACGCUCAAAGUGCAGAUGACAGACAAACCCAACACCACCGUGAACUUCCGUAAGCUGCUGCUAAACCGCUGCCAGAAGGAGUUUGAGAAGGACAAGGUGGACGAUGUGGUGUUUGAGAGGAAGCAGAAGGAGCUGGACUCUGCUGCAUCGACGACGGAGCGUGAGCGGCUUCAGGAAGAGCUGGAAGAAGCCAAGGACAAGGCCCGGCGGCGUUCCAUCGGCAACAUCAAGUUCAUCGGCGAGCUCUUCAAGCUCAAGAUGUUGACGGAGGCCAUCAUGCACGACUGCGUGGUGAAGCUGCUGAAGAACCAUGACGAGGAGUCUCUGGAGUGUCUGUGCAGGCUGCUCACCACCAUUGGCAAGGACCUCGACUUCGAGAAAGCCAAGCCUCGCAUGGAUCAAUACUUCAAUCAGAUGGAAAAAAUCGUCAAGGAGAGGAAGACGUCGUCCCGGAUACGGUUCAUGCUGCAGGACGUUAUAGACCUCAGAUUGCACAACUGGGUGUCCAGGAGAGCCGACCAGGGCCCCAAAACCAUAGAGCAGAUCCACAAGGAGGCGAAGAUUGAAGAGCAAGAAGAGCAGAGGAAAGUGCACCAGCAGCUGCUCUCCAAGGACAGCAAGAGACGGCCAGAUCCACGAGAACAGAGAGAACAGCGAGAACAGCGCGCGCCGAGGGAAGAGACCUGGAACACUGUGCCUAUGACGAAGAACAGCAGGACCAUCGACCCCACCAAGAUCCCAAAGAUCUCCAAGCCUCAAAUGGACGAGAAGAUCCAGUUGGGCCCACGGGCUCAAGUGACCUGGGUGAAGGGCAGCAGCGGAGGAGCCAAAGCCAGCGACUCCGACCUGUCACGGACAGCCGGCCUCAACCGCUACUCUGCGCUGCAGUCCACACCGUCACCCCAGCCCUCCACCACACCUCCACAGAACCAGGACUACGACUCCAGGAGAACUCUGGGAAGUCGUAGCAGCACAGGCAGGGAACGCAGCGAGAAGCCGCUGAUCUCCGCGCCCCCCUCAUCGUCGAGACCCGGACCCUUCGCCAGGGGGGGCAGCUCCAAAGAGCUGCUGGAGAGUCAGGCCCCGGAGGAGCCCAGAAGAGACCGGGAGCGAGAGGGAGCCGAGCCCCGGAGGCCGAGUGUCACGGAGGACAAAGCGGAGCCGGAGCGCAGCAGAGCCAAGGAGCCUGUGAAACCUGAGCCAGUGGUCCCGAGCCCAGACAGACCUGCGCUGUCAGAGGAGGAGAUCGAGAGGAAGUCCAAGGCCAUAAUUGAUGAGUUCCUGCACAUAAACGAUUACAAGGAGGCUGUGCAGUGCGUGGACGAGCUGGACCUGGGCCCUCAGCUGCACAUCUUUGUGCGUGUCGGGAUGGAGUCGACCCUGGAGCGCAGUCAGAUCACACGGGACCACAUGGGCCAGCUCUUCUUCCAGCUGGUGCAGCAGGGAAUCCUGCCCAAAGCCCAGUUUUACAAAGGGUUUGCAGACACGUUGGAGCAGGCGGACGACAUGGCCAUCGACAUUCCCCACAUCUGGCUGUACCUGGCCGAGCUGCUCAGCCCUGUGCUAAAGGAGGGGGGCUUCUCUAUGAGAGAGCUCUUUAGUGAAUUAAGCAAACCUUUGCUUCCUGUGGGAAGAGCUGGGAUCUUAAUUUCAGAAAUACUGCACAUACUAUGCAAACAAAUGAGCCAUAGGACUGUGGGUUCUUUGUGGAGGGAAUCCGGCCUCAACUGGACCGACGUUCUACCAGAAGGAGACGAUGUCCAGGCUUUCAUCUCACAGCAUAAACUCCAGUUUGUUCAGCUGGACAGCUCCGGCCCCGAGGCGGCUCUGUCUAGAAGGAUCUUGCCUCCGGAGGAGCUGAGCCGGCAGCUGGAGAAACUCCUCCUGGAGGACAUGGCCAGUGACGAGCAGAUCUUUGACUGGGUAGAGGCAAACCUAGAUGAAUCUCAGAUGAGCUCGUCUCCCUUCCUGAGGGCUUUGAUGACAGCUGUGUGUAAGGCCGCAGUGAAAGAUGAAAACACCAGCUGUCGAGUGGACACGGCCAUCAUCCAGAAGAGAUUGCCUGUAUUACUCAAGUACCUUAACUCAGACACUGAGCGACAGCUGCAAGCACUUUAUGCACUUCAAGCGCUGAUCGUUGCCCUCGAUCAGCCUCCAAACCUCCUCCGGAUGUUCUUUGACUGUCUGUAUGACGAGGACGUCAUCUCGGAGGACGCUUUCUACAAGUGGGAGACGAGCAAGGACCCGGCCGAGCAGCAGGGCAAGGGCGUGGCCCUGAAGUCGGUGACGGCCUUCUUCACCUGGCUGCGGGAGGCCGAGGAGGAGUCGGAAGACAAUUGACGAGGGCGACGGGACGACAGAGUAGAGCUGCCUCCUCGCGGCAGAACACACUUUCAAAAUGGGUGCGUGGGCAGGACGACAUGUUUACGGCUGGAAUUUUUUUCUGCGGUACGGUUCUGAAACAUGCCGCCAUUUUGAGUUUGGAUUCCAACGGCGGAAGCACUAAAUACCUGUAUCAUACAUAGAAAAUAUUUUUGUUUUAAAUUUUAACUUACUUUUUUUUUUUUUUUUUUGUUACUUUUUAAAAGAGACUUAAAAGAUGCAUAGGUUCUGGACUCCUUAAUUUAUUAUUUUUUUAAGGACUGCAAAUAUGAAAGUUAUUUAACAUUUGCAGAUGCUCACAGUGAGACCAUGACAGCAGAAAAAUAACAAUAUAAUUAAUUAUAAUAACAAAAUAAUAAUUGUGAAAUAAAUAGGCUCCCUGGAUUUCACGCUGUUUAAAACAGGGUAAAGCAAAAUUAUUUUGGGAUGAAGGGAGACACAGAGAUUUAAAAAAGAAAUAAAAAAAAAACCAAUAAGGAAAGAAUACACAGGAACUAUAAACAUUGUCUGAGGUCGAAGGUUAUUUUGUAAUAACCAGGAAGUGUUUCCCUCAGCCUUGGCUUGCUCUGCGUUGAUAUGUACAUACGCCUCAUGAGAGGCAACACGUAUGCAUCCAAGAAGCAAGUCGGACGAACAAACUGGAUUCAUACAGAUGCAAAAACGCAAGUUCAAAAAGCAAAUGGCCAGGGUCGCUGAACAUGAGAUGCUUGUAAUACAUAAGACAUACAGAUCAGAUUAAAGCUUGUAAAUACAUUAAAGACAAAAAAAGGUAUUUAAAAAAAA